UUUCAAUGCUCUGUGAAAAAUGGCAUUAAUUGGUGCUCACAAAAUACUCAGAUACUCACAUGACUGGGAAAAACAUUCCGAAGAGGAUUUUGAGUGGAUUAAAAUAGAGAGGCAAAAUAAAAAAUUUGAAGACUUCCGGUGGGUGUAUGAGGGUCAAGUGUCUGAUAAAAAGGCUCAGGGUUUUGGAGUUCUCUCGAGGGUCUACAAAAAUGGGGAAAUGGUGAAAGUUUAUGCUGGACAGUGGGUGGUGGGUAAAAAAGAGGGUUUUGGAGCUUUUUGGUACACCAAUGGGAACUUCUACGAGGGAGACUUCUGCAGGGGUAGAAGACACGGUUUUGGCAGGCUCUGGUCAUCCGAUGGGAAUUUUUAUCAAGGCCACUGGAGGGAUGAACAUUUCGACGGUCCGGGGAUAUUAAUGCAAGAUAAUGAAGCUGAUGGCAAUCGCUACGAGGGGAACUUCUCGAGAGGUAAAAAGGAGGGGUUCGGCAAAUUCUAUCACCUGAGACGAGGGCUCCUCCAAGAGGGCUUCUGGACCAACGACAUCUGCAAGAAAAGUACUAUCAAAGAUAUUUCAAGAGAUGCAGCACCUGAGCCCACGAUCUAUCCAAUUCCAGAGCUGGUAAUAAAAAUUAAAAUAUAAAUCCAAGUGUAAAAAAAAAUUCAGCAAUUCUUUA
Fopius arisanus is the source of this 674-nucleotide messenger RNA. Its product is annotated as MORN repeat-containing protein 3-like. The transcript is spliced from 3 exons. The record is from RefSeq and is a predicted model, not a curated record. The coding region runs from base 20 to 640 and encodes 206 amino acids. Lineage: Eukaryota; Metazoa; Arthropoda; Insecta; Hymenoptera; Braconidae.